Dictyostelium discoideum AX4 is the source of this 1779-nucleotide messenger RNA. RefSeq lists its product as hypothetical. The transcript has a single exon. The coding region runs from base 1 to 1779 and encodes 592 amino acids. The record is from RefSeq and is a predicted model, not a curated record. NCBI's taxonomy places the organism in Eukaryota, Evosea, Eumycetozoa, Dictyosteliales, Dictyosteliaceae.
AUGAAAAUAUUAAUUAUUUUAUUAGUUUUUUUAAAUUUAAUUACAAAUAUUAAUUGCGCAGUCUGUUCUUCAAGAUUACAAGUCAGUGAUAUUAAAUUUGCCAAUACACAUGUACUUCCAAUUGAAGGUAAAAGUUGGAAAAAUAAUACUGUAACAUUAAAAAUUCUUCCAAACAGAGAGUCUUUGUUAUUAGCCAAAUUUCAAGAUCAAACUCUUUCCUAUACUGUUAAAGUUUGGGUUGAUGAUUCAUUAAUGGGAAAAUUAACACUUAAUGAUCCAAGUAAAUUGCCACCAACAGAAUCCAAUGGUACCAAAUAUUCCACUGUUCAUCAUAGUAUAAGAAUUCCAAAAGAUUGGAUGAAACCAAAAAUGAAAAUUCAAUUUUCAACUAUGCUCUUGAAAUCUGAAUUCUUUUUCCCAAACAUUGGUCAUGAAACAAAUUUAAAUAUGUGGCUUCUUCCAUUCUAUUUAUUUGGUGCAAACGAUACCAAUACUCAACCACUCUCUGUAACUGGUUCAAUAUCUAAAGAUGUUUCAGAUGAAUUAAUUCAAAAAUGGUCUUUGUCAUCAUUGAAUGCACUUAAUCACCCAAUUUCCAGAAUUGAUUGGUCAUACUUAAUUUUACCAGCUGGUAGAAAUAAUUUACCAGGUUUAAGAAUAACCAACUCUGACCAAAAAAGAGAUGGUUAUGAGAUUAUGAGUGUCGUUUUGGGUAUUUUGAGUGGAAUUAGAGGUGCAAAUGGUGAAGGUCCAUCAUCAGUUCUUUACUAUGCUCCACUUAUUCACUUGGGUGCCAAUGGUAAAUAUGCAGAUCCUUGGGGAGGCUUAGGAGGUGGUUCCGUGGGUACCGGAGACUAUUCCUAUACUGGUAUUUUCAUCCACGAGGCCGGUCAUAGCUAUGGUUUGCCCCAUGCCGGUGAUAGUUACAAGAGUGGAAAUUAUCCAUAUGUAGAUGGAAGCUUGCUCGGAUCAGAAUGGGGUUUUGAUAUGAACCAUAAUGAAUUUUUAAGUGUAAAUAUUCCAUCAAAUAUUGGUGCAUAUAAAAAUUGUAAUAAAAGUUUUAUAUUGGAUCAAAAUAAAAAUUGCGUUAAACAAUCUGUAAUGCAAGGUGGUGCAGGUAACCAAGCCCAAGGCUAUAGAUACUCAAUGUUUGCAGAUUAUGAAGAAGUUACCAUUCAAAACUAUUUCAAAGAUUCAAUCAUUUAUGAUAAAUCCUUUUCCACUGGUUACAAAAAGUGGAAUACAACAACUCUUAAAUAUGAAACCUAUACUCCAUCCACCAAGAGCAAUGGUCUCUAUGGUAUAAAUGAUGGUCUUCCAAUUGAAAGAAAUGUAGAUGUUUACACAAUCAUCAUCACUCACAGUUUUGUUGGACCAGCCAACCUUUCUCAAAUUUAUCCAAUUUUUAAAUCAAAAGGAAAUCUUAUGCCCUUUUUUGAUCCAACCAAUUCAACUCAAUUGGUUGACAUUAGACCAAAUGUUAGUAAAUAUGCAUGGUAUUGUCAUGCAAAUGGUUGUGAUUAUACUAUUAAAAUCACAUAUACUGAUGGUACCACUAAAUAUAUGCUCUUACAAAGAGGUAAACGUUCAUGGUUUAGUCCAAGUGGUGCUAUUGGAAGUGGUUUUACAGAUCCUUUAAGUGGCGAGAGUUCCUUAUCAGUAAUAUUUAAUAUUAAGGCUGACAAAACACCUAGUAAAAUUGAAUUAUUUGAAACAUUACUUGGUUUUAAUGGUUUUAAUAGUACAACCGCUACUCUUUUAGUUUCACAAUCAUUUUAA